AUGGCUAUGUCUGUGAAGCAUAUGUACAUUAUUAUAGUAACUCUUGGUGUUCUCUCAUUUAUAUUUGGUGUUAUUGCUGAAAAUAAAAAGCCAGCAAAUGGAACUGCAAUACUAGGAAAUGGGGUUGUUAUCUGUAAAUAUCGAUCUGAUCACACUGUUGCCCUGGGCUUAUUGUCUGUUAUCUUUCUUGCUGCAUCUGCUGUAGCCGGCUUCUCGUCUUUGUUUUAUCCAUAUAAGGGAAAGUCAAUUCCUCAGGCUGUUCUGCUGAGAAGCACUAGUUUCAUUGUAUUCCUCAAUGUUGCUUUGGGUACAACUGGUUUAGCAGCAGUGCUGUUGUUGUGGCCUAUCAUCAGUGAGCAACUUCAUAUCACGCGGAACAUACACCACAACUUGCAAACGGAGUGUCCAACUGCCAAGACUGGUCUUCUUGGUGGUGGUGCCUUCUUGUCUCUUGAUUCUGCGCUCUUCUGGUUGGUUUGCUUGAUGCUAUCUAAUAAUGCUCGGGACGAUUACUUUGAAGAUACAGCAGCAGAUCUUAGAGGCGGGGAUGCAGUAAACUAUGAAGAAGAUGUAGUUAUCAAGAGUGCCUAA
Molecule: messenger RNA, 591 nt
Organism: Solanum verrucosum
Lineage: Eukaryota; Viridiplantae; Streptophyta; Magnoliopsida; Solanales; Solanaceae
Exons: 3
Coding region: 1-591 (196 amino acids)
Source: RefSeq, a predicted model, not a curated record